AUGCUGUCAACGUUUCUUGGUGCGGCUUCCUUGUUGGUGGUGACAGGCCUGCAGCCGGCAUCUGUGUUGGCUCAGGAUCCUGAGGGCUGGUACAAGGCUCACCCUGGUAUGCCCCGUAUCAGCCAGGUGAAUCAAGAGACGCAUCAGAUUGUGGACGAGUUUGGGCGAACGCGGUUCUUCCACGGAACCAACGUCGUGAUGAAGGAACCGCCAUGGUAUCGGCCAAUGGAAUGGGUGCCGGGGGUAUCGUCGUUUGGCGAGCAAGAUGUCAAAAUGUUGCACGACUUGGGCCUGAACGUGGUGCGACUGGGACACCACUGGGCUGGCGCAGAGCCCGUGCGUGGCCAGUACAACCAGACGUUUCUGGACAUCAUGAAGAAGCAGACGAAGCUGGCGGAGGAACACGGACUGUAUGUUUUGGUGGAUGUGCACCAGGACUGCCUGGCUCGACAGUUUUGCGGCCACGGCGCACCUGAUUGGUUCGCCAAAAGCGACUGGGUAUCAAAGGGAAAGAUGUAUCCGUUUCCCCUCAAACUGACACCGUUUCCCGUGGAUGCGAAUGGCUUCCCCACGCCCCAGUCGCUCUGCAGCACCGUCGACUGGGCGUUGAGCUACACGUCUGUAUCGCUCGGCAACGCAUUCGGGAGGCUAUACAACAAUUACGACGGCCUGGGAGACGCAUUCGCAGCAUACUGGAGAAAGUUAGCGUCACAGUACGCCACAACGACCAACGUCGUCGGAUACAACCUGCUGAAUGAGCCCUGGGUUGGCGAUACCUGGGCUGAUCCGACGCUGCUUGUGCCGGGGGUUGCGGACCACAAGGCCAUGGAGGGGCUCUGGAAUCGCGCGGCGACCCAGAUUCGCACCGUGGAUAAUGACACGCUUAUUUGGUUUGAGGGCGCUACGCUGGAUAUCUUGUCGGGCUUCAACAAUGUCCCUCUUUCGGACGGGUCCAAGUCGGUGCAUUCGUUCCACUACUACAGCCCGCCGCAGUUGGGUUCCAUCUCCACCACGCUCGACAAUCGCCGCAAGGACAAUGAGCGACUCAAGACGGCUGGCGUGCUGACCGAGCUGACAUUCUGGAUGGGCGACGAGAAGCAGAUGCGGGGCCUGGCCGAUGCCGUGUCGGCAACCGAUGAGAAGCUCUUCUCGUGGAUCGGCUGGGCGUACGAGAACCUGUACAACGGCACAUCGGGCCAGCCCUACCCUGAGCUGGCAACGCACUAUAGCCGUGCGUACCCCGCCGCAGUCGCUGGAAGCGUCAAGAGCUUCGCCUUCUCGGAGAGCUCGGGCACGUUCCAGCUGCGCUUCACGUCUGGUCCGAGCAAUAAGGCACCGACGGAAGUAAUCUUGCCCGAGUCUCAGUUUCCCAACAGCUAUAGCAUUGAGGUCUCGCCCGUUGGCAGCUUGGUGCCGUAUCGGCGCGACAAGCGGACGUUGGCUCUGUUUACAUCAAGCAGCAUCAAGACCGCCACCGAUAUCUCGGUCAGAAUCACGCGCAAAUAA
Molecule: messenger RNA, 1506 nt
Organism: Purpureocillium takamizusanense
Lineage: Eukaryota; Fungi; Ascomycota; Sordariomycetes; Hypocreales; Ophiocordycipitaceae
Product: Endoglycosylceramidase
Exons: 2
Coding region: 1-1506 (501 amino acids)
Molecular function (GO): hydrolase activity, hydrolyzing O-glycosyl compounds
Source: RefSeq, a predicted model, not a curated record